AACUAUGUGCCUGUCUGGACACGCCCCCUGCUGACUGCUCCUGUGGCUCCUCCCACAGGCCCCUGUAUAAAGGCGAUCUGAGGCCUGACGCUCGGCCUCAGUCUCCAGGACAUGGUCCUGGUUCCUUCUUCCAGUCAAUAAAAGCCGAUAUCUCGCCUUACGUCUCAGUGUGAGUUAUUGAUGGUGCAUCAAUUUUAUUGACUGGAAGUUUUAAAACAUGGAAACCGUUUUGCGUCCGGAAAGGUUGGAUUUGGACCCUCAAGACCCUGACGCAGUUCUCGCUUUUGAACACUGGCUUGCAUGUUUCCAAUCGUACUUGGAGGAGGUUCGUGCAACUGAACCCGCCGUUAUGCACAGAAUCCUACUCUCGAGGGUCACCGCCAAAGUUUACUCCAUUAUCCGGGACCUGCCGACCUAUGAUGGGGCACUGGAUGCCCUCAAAAGACAGUACCUGCGGCCGGUGAACACCAUCUACGCAAGACAUCGUUUAGCUACCUGGCAACAGCGGCCUGGAGAAUCGAGCGCCGAGUUUCUCCGAGCACUACAGACACUCGUCCGACCUUGUGACUGCAAGACGCUCACGGCAGAACAGCAUGCGGAGCUGCUGGUGCGAGACGCCUUUGUGACGGGACUGAGGAAGUCUGUCACUGGGACCACCCUACCAGUUUGGCUGACGUCCCCGGGGCCAGUGCUGCUCCGGAAACAUGUGAGGAGCAAUAAAUACUCCCCGCUGGUAGAGAGGGUUCACCUUAUACAUGCGAACCCACAGUAUGCUUACGUGGUCCUACCUGAUGGGUGGGAGGACACGGUCUCCAUCCGCGACCUGGCACCCGCAGGUGCAGCAGACCACUACCCAGAAGGCUCUCCGGUAACUAUGAACACUGCACCAGAGGUGACACCGUACUCACCAGGCCCUACACAGACUCCUCACGACACUUGUAUACCUGGCGUUUCAUACGCAUUUAUACCAGGCGCCUCGCACAUGCGUGAGGGAUCACCGGCGCCUAGUGGGCAGGAACAAGCGCAACCUCCGUCUCCUGUGCAAUCACCAAUGUCGCCUGCAUCCAUGCGAUCACAGCUGGUGCUACGUAGAUCGCAGCGACAGAUUCGAGCACCUGAUAGACUUGACUUGUAAGAAACUUCGCCACAUGGGGACUCUUUCAAACAAAGGGGGGGUGAAUGUGGUGAACUAUGUGCCUGUCUGGACAUGCCCCUGCUGACUGCUCCUGUGGCUCCUCCCACAGGCCCCUGUAUAAAGGAGACCUGCGGCCUGACGCUCGGCCUCAGUCUCCAGGACAUAGUAUGAUGGACACUCACUCCUGGUUCCUUCUUCCAGUCAAUAAAAGACGAUAUCUUGCCUUA
Molecule: messenger RNA, 1362 nt
Organism: Hypanus sabinus (Atlantic stingray)
Lineage: Eukaryota; Metazoa; Chordata; Chondrichthyes; Myliobatiformes; Dasyatidae
Exons: 2
Coding region: 218-1135 (305 amino acids)
Source: RefSeq, a predicted model, not a curated record